Molecule: messenger RNA, 408 nt
Organism: Penicillium canescens
Lineage: Eukaryota; Fungi; Ascomycota; Eurotiomycetes; Eurotiales; Aspergillaceae
Product: putative glyoxalase family protein
Exons: 3
Coding region: 1-408 (135 amino acids)
Source: RefSeq, a predicted model, not a curated record
AUGAUUUCUGGAAUCGCGCAUGUCAACAUUACUAUCCCGAAGGAUACCUUGCAUCAUGCCCAGGAGUUCUAUGGUACUACUCUCGGGCUGAUCUCGGCGCCGGUACCUGAGUUGCAGAAGGGGACUAUUCUAUGGUUCAACCUCGGCUCCAGUGGACAGCAAAUACAUGUUACAAUCGGUUCUACUGAUCCCACAUCUACCCGGCAUCCGUGCUUUAAGCUCGAUAGCCGUGAGGAACUUGAUGAGAUUAAGACGAGCAUCUAUGAACAUCAUAUUCGGGGUGGACCUGCAGCACCACUGGCUGCUGAUAAGCCUGGAGAGCAGGAUUCUGGGACCCAGGGAAAGGAGUAUCCCACACGCUUUUUUGCCCGCGAUUAUGGAGGUAAUUUGCUUGAAUUCACUAUGUAA